AUGGUGCUCGAUAUUGGUGAAUCUCAAAUAUUUUUUUGGCCUCCAGGUCUUGACCAAGGCGACAACGGCCAAACGAAAUCACAUGCUAUUUCUCCGAAAGACCUUGCUAUCAUUGACAAAUUCGACAAUGUCAUCGAUGAAGUUGUAAGAGAGCUUUUCGACGAAGUUUUGGAUAAGAUUGUUGGUUACUUCAAUAAUGAAGAGGGGACAAUUCACCACAAGAACAAGGCUCAAGUCAAAGUAACUUCACGCAAAAUGAUUAUGGCAAUAAUUCGGUGUAACAUUUCCGAUGUGGGUCGUAUAACCGAUGGUGUUAUGAAUCGACUUCAAGGCGAAGUUAGCAGUACGGUGGUGCUUAAACCUGGCGACACGAAUGUUUUCAACGUUGUUGACAAACUCAGGAGUAAUGGUGAAAAGGAAAAGCAGCUACUCAUUGUGGAACAGGCAGAAUCUCUCAGUCCUAAUAUUCUGAAUGGGCUGUUCUACGCUUUGUCUUCUCUUACCGGCAACAUAAGAAUUCUCUUAUGCUUACGAAUGUCCACAAAACGUGCAACUUUUUUCUCUGCUCUAUCCCGAAGAGUUUUGUCGUCACUCGAUUUAAAGUGCUUCUCGUUAUCCUCUUCCGAGAAGGUGUUUGAUCGUCUUGUCUCCGCUGUGCUACUCAAUCCAACCUUCACUCAUUUGAAAAUCGAGCCGUCAUUUGCCAGAUUUUUAAGAUCAUCUUUCUUCCGAGACGACUUUUCUAUCACUUUUGUGAAAAAAUCGCUCCGAUUCGCCCUGAUGCAGCAGUUGUGGAGAAUGCAGAAACUAGACACAAGCAAUGAGUCAUCGAAGAAGUUCACAAGUAGCAUGGACGACUACAUGAAUGUUCUGACCUUCCUCCAUGACUGUUUAUUCGGUUCAGAAAAAAUCGCGUUCACGAAAAGUAAUCCUAAUGAAGUUUGCCGUUCUGGCGAAUAUUUUCAACCACCACAGCAGAUUCUCCUACGGUCCGUUCUACGGCCGAUUUCGUCGCUUCCGAACUCAUCCAAUUUCUUGAUAGGCAUGAACACUAUAAACUCUCUGGCACCGGAUGUUGUCCAACAUAUAGAAGAGUCGAUUGUAUCUCAAAAGGGACAAUUGUUGAAUAUUGCUGUGCACGCUCUGUUAAAACAAGGACGGUGGAAAACGGUUGCUCUAUCUGAAUGGGGGAAAACGUUUGCAGCUGACUGUAUUGCUGAGCAUGCUGAUGUAGACGAGAUCCAAAUCGAACCGAUGUUCUUUGCAUGUGUUGGACAGUUGGAAGUGAUGGGAAUCGUAAGAGGGAGCAGUGACCAUGAAACUCCUUCCGUUACUAUCGCUCACCAUGUUCUCACUUCAGUAGUUUGA
Messenger RNA from Haemonchus placei, 1368 nucleotides. Lineage: Eukaryota; Metazoa; Nematoda; Chromadorea; Rhabditida; Trichostrongylidae. The record is from the annotation of a GenBank genome assembly.